CGUGCAGGUCCUUCUGCAACUUCUGGGGCCGCUUUCGAUGGCGGCAGCCGCUCUUAAAGUACGAAAAGUUGCACGUGGCAAGAGCUGCGAUCCUCUGCCCGUUUAUCUCAGAAGGAGGCCAGUCCUUGAGCUCAGGGUCUGCUUAGGAGCCGUGUGAAGGAACCGCUGUUGCAACACCGGAAGCUGGGCAAGAUGUCGGGAGUGUUGAGCACGACGCUGAGCAGCCUCAACAGCGACUCGUACUGCGAGUUCAGCAUGUAUCGGGACCAGCACUUCCAGGGAAGUCGUUACCUGCAAGAAAAGUCCCUGAAAAACUCCUGCACACUUUAUGUGGGCAACCUCUCUUUCUACACCACAGAGGAACAAAUUCAUGAGCUCUUCUCCAAGUGUGGGGAUGUCAAGCGCAUAGUCAUGGGGCUAGACAAAGUGAAGAAAACCCCCUGCGGCUUCUGCUUUGUGGAAUACUACACGAGAGCAGAAGCAGAGCAUUCUAUGCGGUUCAUCAAUGGAACCCGUCUGGACGACCGCAUCAUCCGAACAGACUGGGAUGCUGGGUUUAAGGAAGGGCGGCAGUAUGGCCGUGGGAAAACAGGUGGCCAGGUACGAGAUGAGUACCGAACAGACUACGAUGUGGGCAGAGGGGGCUUUGGCAAGAUUAUUCAGCAGCAGAAGACAAAUCAGCAGUCAGUGAUCUACUAACGGCUUUUUGGGAAGUGAGAGCUGGUAAAGAUAAUAAAAAAUAAUUAAAAAGGGGGGGGAGCUAUGUGAAAAUGCAGCGAUCACAUUGCUAUGCGCAAGGAGGCUAGGAAAAGAGAAAGCUUCAAGAAACCAUGCACACAAAGCAGAGAGUCUAGCACCAUAACUCGGGAAAGAAAGAGGAACAACAUCUUGCUAGUGACUUCAAUAGUUCUUAACUUUCUGUCAAUGCACUUGCUGUGGGUAUUUCUCCUUCCCAUGAAGAUUAACUUUACAGGCAUCCUGUUCAUUUACUUUGAAGUAAACACAGUAAGAUUUAUUCCCACCUGCUAAGUAAAUACUUUCACAACUCUAGUUCUCUUAUUCCCUACAACUGCUGUGCAGAGCUGCUAGUGAAGUGGCUGAUUCCAUACCGUUGAUGAACUCUAUCCUUGCCUCAGAUAUUCCUUGUUGAAUGUAUGAUACACUUUUCAGGGAAGAUAAAUCAACUUAUUUGCCUAGCAAAAAUUGCAGCUGGUCGUUAAAAUAAAGGCCAUUGUCUAUAACAAAGAGGUUAAUUGAUUGCAACUGUUUCUGCUUUCCUAUACAUUUGGUUUCUGUUCCUGGGUGACAACUUUGUGACCAUGGAAAUGCAGAACUCUCUCAUGAUGUGUAAUGGGGGAGUCUGUCGCCCCAUAAAGAUGGUGAGUCCCAGCAGCCCCAGACACUGUGCCUUCUGCUUGCUUUCUUUUUAGUGCGGAGGUUUUCGGUCUCUACUCUCUAAUUCCCUGCUGUCUGUAUUAAUUUGCAUAGACCAGCUGUAGUUUUGUAUGACCUGUAUUGAUUUGUACACCAUGGUUUCAGGAUGCAAGCACAGCACAUACCAUAUUUUAAUACACUAUUCCAUCAGACUGCAGUCUCCUUAAACUGUUCAGUUUCAAUGUGUUUUUAAUAAGAACUUUGUAUCUAAGCCUGUUUGCUUUUUCUCUCCCACUCCAUCUCUUUUCCUUUUGUGCCUGGUCUUUUAGCAUGUAAACCUUAGGGCAGGGACUGUGGGGGGGGGAUAUGGUGAUGGGCAUUUUUAUACACCCCAAAACUGCUUGCUAUGUCAGCCCUACAUGAGACUUGCUGACUUAUUUUGGUAUAUUAUUUCAGUAAAUAUUAUUCAAGAUGGCAGCUGGUGGUAUUUCAGUUAUUCCAUUGCAGGAUUUUAUUUUAUUUUGUCCUACUACUGAAACUCGGAUCUGUGAUAGGCAACCACUUCCCCACUUCCUCAGGAUGUUCCCCCCUCCCCUACUGUUCUGAUUCAGAUAGGGCUCUUUGUUAGCAUGGAUUGCCAUGACUAUAUGUUGCCAGAUAUUUGACAUCUGCAGAAGAACUUUAUAAGGCUCGAACACAUACCUGGAAGGAGGGGAUGGCGGGCUAGAUGAUGGAACUGACCUAAAACAACUGGUAUACCUUUAUUUUGGCACUACAUUAUUUCCUGCAGGAACCACGUCUAUUAUUUGUCCACUACAGCAGGGUAUUUAACGGGCACAAUGGAAGCAGUGAGAGUCUAAGCUAAGGAAUGGCCAACCUAUGGGCUUCCGGUUGUUGUUGAACUUACAAUUCCCAUCAAACCUGAUGGUUGGGGAUGAGGGAGAUGUAGUCCAACAACUUCUGGAGGGUCACAGCUUAGCCACCCUUCAUCUAAGUAAAGUAUAGAUAGCAACUUCUACGUUAACUGUGAUGCCUCCAUUGGACUUGCUACCCUGCAAAGACAUCACAGAGAGGGUGGGCAGAUAAUGAUGAGGAAUAGAAAGAGCUCAAAAAAAUGGAAGAGUCUAAGCCCGGGAAAGGUCUUAGUGGAUUGGUGGCUGAGAACCUGGGACUGCAAAAGGAGUCUGACCUGAGAUAGGGUCCCAGCGGAUUGGAAGUUGGAGCUCUGAAGUUCUGAUUCCAUAGGAAAGAACACCAGCCUCACCCUCUCCCAAAGCCAUGCCCAUUCCUUUGUUAUAUAACAUUCCAGUGCCUGGAUAAAUAUAGUUCUUGUCAUUUUU
Messenger RNA from Podarcis muralis (Common wall lizard), 2714 nucleotides. Its product is annotated as nuclear cap-binding protein subunit 2. Gene Ontology annotation, biological process: mRNA cis splicing, via spliceosome. The record is from RefSeq and is a predicted model, not a curated record. NCBI's taxonomy places the organism in Eukaryota, Metazoa, Chordata, Lepidosauria, Squamata, Lacertidae. Gene Ontology annotation, molecular function: RNA cap binding. Gene Ontology annotation, cellular component: nuclear cap binding complex.